GACAUGCAGCGGUAAGACCACCAGUAUCCGGCCUUGCUGAUCUCAAAGACACCUCCACGAUAACAAAUCUGAAAGAUAGGAGAGAAAACAGUAACAUUUAGUGAGGUGCUGUACUUACAUCAAAAGGAAAGUCACUAUGAAAAUCAACCUUGAGUUUAGAGGAGGCGCUGAACUCCUGGUGAACAAUGUGUCCCAACACUCUGUUGACUUGGACGGCUCGAAGUGGACCAUUGCAAGUCUCCUGGAGUGGAUAAAAACCAACCUGAUCCAGGAGCGGCCAGAGCUAUUCCUGCAGGGUGGGUCUGUGCGGCCCGGCAUCCUGGUGCUGGUCAAUGAUGCUGACUGGGAGCUUCUGGGCCAGUUGGACUAUGAACUGCAAGAAGGCGACAGCAUUCUUUUUAUCUCGACUCUUCAUGGAGGCUAAAGGAAAGAUAUAUCCACACAUGUAGGUUUUCCUCAGAGAACCUUUGUGUUGUAAGUGUUAAAUUAGUUUGUAAAUUUUUUGUAUUUAGGUUUAUUCAUAGAAAAGUGUUUUCAUAAUUUCUUGAAGUUGAUUUUUUAUUAAUCACAGCAAGAGACAUAACCGCACAUGUAGGCUUUCCUUGAAGAGCCUCUGUGUUUUAGGUUGAGUUUGUAAAUCUCUUGUAUUAAGGUUUAUUCACUGGGAGGUAUUUUCAUAAUUUCGUGAAGUUGACUAUAAUUACUAGUUUUGCAAUUACAUAAACAAAGUAAAAUGGCAGCAUCACUAUCACUGACAAUAUAGCUACUCUAACUAGAACCACGACUACACAAGAACCUACACCACCAUAACCACUGCUGCUGUCAUCUAACCACAACCUUUAUGCCCAUCUUACGUGAAAUUGUGUAGCAUAAAAUACAUGCAGAAAAAAAAAUGUACGUACCUUCACAUGUCCAUCAUCUAACAUUAUUACUUUUAGACAGCUGUGAAUGUAAGGAUGACGCAAGGCUCUCCCCACUGUGUAGCAUACAUUACAUACAGAAAAAACUGUACUAAUUUUUCCAUGUCCUUCAUCUAACGUUAUUAUUUAUAGACAGCUGUGAAUGUAAGGAUGAUAUAAACCUUUCCUAACUACGCACACACACACAAAAAAAAAAAAAAGGAAAAGUUGUGGGGAAUGUGUAAGGUUUCCUAAACAAGGUGAGAUAAAACAGCUACUCGGCUCACUCGUUGCUUGUCUUGGGUGACUCACCAUUUACCUAUACAUGUACAGGGAUGGGAAAGCUCUAACCUGGUAUAAGAGAUGCAUGAAAAUGAAAAUAAUAAAUAAACAGAAAACUGGUGGACUAUUUUCUGUACAGAAAAAUGUUAAUCCUCAGGCACACACACACACACACACCCACACACACACACACACACAUAGUUUUGCAUUUUUCAUCACUCAGGCUUAGAUCAGGUUAUAGUUUUUUUCAAUUGUACACCUGAAUGAGGGAAACUUUUCUCUAGAAUAGACUCACCUGACUACCUGCUGCUUUGAUUCACCUGUUCCUUACUAGACUGUCAUCAAUAAAAGCUAUGGAGCAUCCAGAAAA
Scylla paramamosain (green mud crab) is the source of this 1551-nucleotide messenger RNA. RefSeq names its product ubiquitin-related modifier 1-like (gene Urm1). Gene Ontology annotation, biological process: protein urmylation; tRNA thio-modification. Gene Ontology annotation, molecular function: protein tag activity. Gene Ontology annotation, cellular component: nucleus; cytoplasm. NCBI's taxonomy places the organism in Eukaryota, Metazoa, Arthropoda, Malacostraca, Decapoda, Portunidae. Bases 137 to 424 code for a protein of 95 amino acids. The transcript has a single exon. The record is from RefSeq and is a predicted model, not a curated record.